AUGCUCAGCUCGCACUUCAAAGCAGACGAACACUCUGCGAUCGUUCUCAAAAUUCUACCUCUAAAACAAUUCUCCAUAGGUUAUCACACCGAAGGUCGACUCUUACAAUACCUCUGCAUAAUAGAUCAACGCACAAUGAUUCACACUGGGAAAUGGGCAUACAGGAAAUACAAAAAUCCUCAGGCCAGAAAACAGGAACUGAACGCAUCAGCACAGGCUAAACAUGGAGAAUGGAUUGUUGCGUCUGAAGACGAGAUCUUUAUGAAGGCUGUGCAAAAUCUUGUCGAUGCCACACCUAUAACGCAACGAUCAGAUCGCACAUCAAGCCACACAAAGAUCGAACAACACCCUUUGAUACCAGCCCAGCGGACACUGCAUUCAUUCUCGUUAGCCGAAUCCAUGCUACCUUCACCUGAUCGGGGCUUUCUGAGAAGUUGCGAGCCAAGGGAGGCGCCGCAGGUUCCACCUUCCUCCGGCCAAGAGUCACAUCUACGGCAACAAUAUUCGCCAAAUGAACUUUCUAUUCUCUCGCCCCAAUCCUCUCAAUCAGCGGUCAAUGAGCCUGACGAAAUUGAAGUGCAUGGGAAGUGGAUCUGGAUACCUGAUAAUAUACCUCUACAGAAACAUCCAGGAUAUACUCCAGGAAUUCCGUCAACACCAGGAAUGAACGAACUUGACCUAGUUAGAGUAGAAUGUCUUGCAGAGCUGUUGUGUGAUCCGAGAGAGCUAGGCACCUCGGAAAACGAUCAGUUCAGGGGGCCCGUUCCUGCAGAGUUGGAUGGAACAGAACUGCCUUUCGAGAAUUCAGAGGAGCGAGGCCCUUACGCUGUGAAAGGUAAAUGA
This is a messenger RNA of Exophiala bonariae, 843 nucleotides long. RefSeq lists its product as uncharacterized. NCBI's taxonomy places the organism in Eukaryota, Fungi, Ascomycota, Eurotiomycetes, Chaetothyriales, Herpotrichiellaceae. The record is from RefSeq and is a predicted model, not a curated record. The transcript has a single exon. Bases 1 to 843 code for a protein of 280 amino acids.